CCCAUCACAAGAUCCCAUUCGCAACCACAUUCCGGCCUUGAGGCUUCAAAAAAUCGAAGGAAAACACUCUCUGUAUCUCUCCCCUCUACCCACCGAUUCCGUCGCGGCCGAUGAGCUCCGGCAGGAUGGAGAGCCUAUGGCGAGCGGCGACCGGCCAAGAUCCGAGUCCGGAGGAUUACAAAGGCGUCGAAUUCUGGACCAGCCCCGAGCGGGCCGGCUGGCUCAACAAGCAAGGCGAAUACCUAAGAACCUGGCGUCGCCGUUGGUUCGUUCUGAAACGAGGUAAACUCUUCUGGUUUAAGGACUCCAUCGUUACUCGCGCUUCAAUUCCACGCGGUGUUAUCCCUGUUAAUACCUGCCUCACCGUCAAAGGAGCCGAGGAUAUCCUCCAUAAGCCUUGCGCCUUCGAGCUCUCUACCACCGGUCAAGACACUAUGUACUUCAUCGCUGAGUCGGAGCGCGAAAAGGAGGAGUGGAUCAAUUCGAUUGGGCGCUCGAUAGUUCAGAAUUCGCGAUCGGUUACCGAAUCCGAAGUUGUUGAUUACGAUAACAGGCGAUGAUUCCGAUGUUGAAGAUCUUUUCUUCGUCGUCUUUUUCACUUUCUCUAUGUACAUAAAUGAGGCGAGAUUUAGUCUUGGAUGGUUGCGAGAUGGCUACGUUUCGUCGAAUUGGUACUAUCGAUCUUUGUUUCUUCUUUCUGGUUGUUAAAAUUAUGGCGGUGAUGUGAAUCGAACUGAAUCUCCUCUUCUUCGUUUUCUCUUACUUCUAAAUCUUCUGUCACGCAUAUAAACAUCUAUCUUACCCGGUUUUUCUUCUGUAUUUGAUCUUCAAUGUGGUUUAGUAAAUUUCGUGCCCUACCGUAUUGAUGAAA
Cucumis melo (muskmelon) is the source of this 871-nucleotide messenger RNA. Its product is annotated as pleckstrin homology domain-containing protein 1. Bases 111 to 560 code for a protein of 149 amino acids. NCBI's taxonomy places the organism in Eukaryota, Viridiplantae, Streptophyta, Magnoliopsida, Cucurbitales, Cucurbitaceae. The record is from RefSeq and is a predicted model, not a curated record. The transcript has a single exon.